CCCUUGUUGUUUCAACUGCACUUGAUCUGAUCCUUACAUCUGAUCCUAACAUCUAUCUGCAGGCGAAGCCCAGCAGGCUCCACUGCUCCCACUGUGACGAGACGUACAGUCUUCCCCAGAAUGGAGCCAUCAAGCUGUAUAAAGAGCUCCGCUGUCCACUGGAUGACUUUGAGCUUGUGCUGUGGACCUCUGGGUCCCGGGGCAAGAGCUACCCCCUAUGCCCAUACUGCUUCAGCAACCCGCCUUUCAGGGAUAUGAAGAAAGGUAUGGGAUGCAAUGAAUGUACCCAUCCGUCUUGUCAGCACUCUCUCAACUCUUUGGGCAUCGGACAGUGUGUGGAGUGUGAUACUGGGGUUUUGGUGCUGGAUCCAACAUCUGGACCCAAAUGGAGGAUGGCUUGUAAUAAAUGCAACGUGGUGGUGCAGUUCUUUGAACAUGCACACAGAGUGCAGGUUGUUCAAGAGAGCUGCGAUGUCUGUGACGCCUCUCUGGUCGCGGUGGACUUCAACAAGACUCGCACUCCACUUCCUGCAGGCGAGACCCAACAUACCGGCUGUGUUUUCUGUGAUCCGGUUUUCCAGGAUCUGGUGGAGCUCAAACAUGCCACCAUGAGGCAUCGGGGAGGGGGUGCAAGACGAGGAGGACGGGGACGGGGCAGGGGACGCCGUAACAAUCCUAAAAAACCUAAAGACAAAAUGGCUGCCUUGGCAGCUUACUUUGUAUAGUGUCUGUGUAUAGUGCAUCUUGUUAUUUGCUAGACACCUAAUAGGUGUAAAUGGACUUCUGUUGUUUAAUUUUGUUACAUACAAUACAUAUUAGCAUAAUUUUUCACCAUCAUAAAAAUUCAUAAAAGUUCAUAUACACUGUACAGUAUGUUGUCAACUUGAAAAUACUGUUUUCAAGGAUCAACAUUAUAGAAAAUGUCCAAAUUUUUGAGUGCUACAUUUUUGAAAUUUCAACAGAUUGAGCUUUGAGAUUAAUUUAACAGGCAUGCCAGUAACAUGCUAAGACAUACAGUUGAUAUGUAAACAUGGGCUUGUAUCAUGCUAUAACAUGACACAAUUAUUCCAUUUGCACAAAGACAUGUUCCAUGUCAUGCAAAUGUUUAGUAACUUUUAACAUGUUGACAAUAAGUUUCAUUAAGUAAUAAUAAUAAUUAAACUGAUUAUUUCCACUAAUGCUCUUUGUCAAAAGUAGAAGUGUAACAAUACAAUUACUCAACUUGUCGAUCAAUAAAAAAGUAUUUGACAACUA
Molecule: messenger RNA, 1254 nt
Organism: Micropterus salmoides (largemouth bass)
Lineage: Eukaryota; Metazoa; Chordata; Actinopteri; Centrarchiformes; Centrarchidae
Product: DNA topoisomerase 3-beta-1-like
Exons: 3
Coding region: 255-725 (156 amino acids)
Source: RefSeq, a predicted model, not a curated record